GCUCUACGGGGUCCUCACGCCUCUUCACGAAAAACAUCCACCGCACUUGGUGGUCACUGCUCUUGGUCCUCCCUGCCUGACUCUAUAGGAUCUCUUUGGCUAAUUUAACAUGAGCCAACAACGAAAAGCUAUUUGGGAAGCAGACCUGGACGAAGAACUUCAGGAUGUCGACCUCAAUCUCGCGAUUGGCAGUUAUGGACAGAACGACCUCUACAACGAUGGUACGCGGCCAGCAUCACUCGCCAAUGAUGUACUGAACAGGCCCUCAACAGUCCAAAGCCGAAUCGAUGAAGCCACGCUUGUUGCCGUGCAGCAGCAAAUGGCUCAACAAGCCGCGUUUGCUUCGAUCCCCGAUGUCGUAAAACGAUUCAUUGUGCACUUCCAUCAAGCUGUCUUGGAGAACAACCUUGCCGAAAUUACUGUUGCGUAUGAGAGCGGAUGGAACCGUUUGACGGAGAAAUUCUACGCGAAGACUGAAUGGCCAGAGGCAGAGGUCAUCGCUCCUCUUGUAAACGAUGACCAGAUCUUCUUGAUCCUUUACCGUGAACUUUACUAUCGACAUGUCUACUCGCGGCUUCAGCCCGACAUCGACGACCGAUUCCACUCAUAUGAAAACAGCUGCGAAUUGUUCAACUACCUUCUCAACUCUGAUGGUCCCGUUCCUCUGCAAUUGCCCGAGCAAUGGCUUUGGGAUAUCAUUGAUGAAUUCAUCUACCAAUUCCAGUCCUUCUGUACUUGGAGAACGAAAGUGAAGUCCAAGACGGACGAGGAGUUGCAGUUGCUUGGGGAAGGUAACCAGGUCUGGAGCUCGUAUUCCGUCCUCAACGUUUUGUACUCCCUUAUUCAAAAAUCCAAAAUCAACGAGCAUAUUCUCGCCCUUCAGGAGGGCAAGAGCACCGAGGAAAUCGCCGAGAUUGUUGGUGAAUAUGGCGUUCGCCCACUUUAUCGUAUGCUGGGAUAUUUCAGUAUCAUCGGGCUCUUGCGUGUCCACAGUCUUCUUGGAGACUUCACGCUCGCUUUGAAGGUUAUGGAGAACGUUGAACUUAACCAAAAGUCGCCCUUUACAAGGGUAACCGCUUGCCAUGUUACGACUUACUACUACGUCGGCUUUUGCUAUAUCAUGCUCCGCAGAUAUUCUGAUGCCAUCCGUGCUUUCGUCUCUAUCCUCAACUUCAUUCUUCGCAUGCGUCAGUACCACACUAGAAGCUACCAAUAUGACCAGAUUAACAAAACUGCGGAUCGGAUGUACGCGCUCUUCGCGAUUUGCAAUGCCUUGUCGCCAAGCAGGCUGGAUGAUAAUAUCUUCAAUACGGCCAAAGAACGAUUCGGAGAGCAGAUCACCAAGAUGUCACGAGGAGAGGAAGGUAUUCCCGCCUUCGAGGAACUGUUCAUCUAUGCCUGCCCUAAGUUCAUCUCCGCAAACCCACCACCAUACGAGGACCCUGAACUCCUUCAAGCAUACAUUGACGAUCCUCCCGUUGAACCAAUUCAGCGUCAUUUGUCCCUUUUCCUCUCAGAAGUCCGGGCACAAGUUCCCGUACCUACUCUUCGGAGCUUCUUGAAGUUGUACACUUCGUUGGAUGCAAAGAAGCUUGCGAACUUCUUGGAUGCUGAUGAGGAGGAAAUGGUUCAGCAGAUGAUGGUCAUGAAACAAGCAAGCCGAAGCAUCAGCCGCGUUGAGAAUGGGAAGGGUCUGUUGGAUGGACAGACUAUCUCUACCAGUGACUUGGACUUCGUCAUUGACGAUAACAUGGUCCAUAUCGCUGAGUCUACUGUCGGACGACGGUACGCGGGCUGGUUCAUCCGGAACACCGAACAUGCUCAGCGCGUGUACGACACUAUCAAGAGCAGUCCUCUUCCACCGAGAAAGGUCAAUGUUACUCAGACUCAGCCUGCUCAGGCUGCACCAGCGCCGCCAAGAAAUGCAGGUGCAAAGGUUGCAUGGGGAGGAAUAAAAGUUGCUUGAUUUGUUCUUCGUAGAUAUUGACGAUGUGAUAUAUUCUUUCCUGAUGGAGUGCCUAUUAUAUUUUUGACCACGGUCUCUGCCCAACGUUCAACAAUUGAGUAUUCGACACCU
Molecule: messenger RNA, 2077 nt
Organism: Somion occarium
Lineage: Eukaryota; Fungi; Basidiomycota; Agaricomycetes; Polyporales; Cerrenaceae
Source: the annotation of a GenBank genome assembly